This is a messenger RNA of Anopheles stephensi (Asian malaria mosquito), 2453 nucleotides long. It is a transcript of the gene Trap1, whose product is annotated as heat shock protein 75 kDa, mitochondrial. The record is from RefSeq and is a predicted model, not a curated record. Gene Ontology annotation, cellular component: mitochondrial inner membrane. The transcript has 3 exons. Bases 226 to 2352 code for a protein of 708 amino acids. Gene Ontology annotation, molecular function: ATP binding; ATP hydrolysis activity; ATP-dependent protein folding chaperone. Lineage: Eukaryota; Metazoa; Arthropoda; Insecta; Diptera; Culicidae. Gene Ontology annotation, biological process: protein folding.
AGCAAAGGCCGCACAAGUGUUCCACUUAUUAAAAAUCACAAGUAAAUUCUCGUCAAUUUUAUCAAAUUUUAUCCAAUUAGUGUGCAAUUGAAAACAUAAACAUAGGCCUUCUCUUUCGUUCCUUGUCAGCGAGGAUCACAGGCUGAAUUGUGUCAAAAAUCGCGUGUUUCGAGCCCCCCAUUCGUAUUCGGUGUGAAUUGUUGAUUGUUCGCCGGUUUGUUAACAAUGAGCGUUGUUAACGGAUUGCUUCGCGUGAGCAGGCUAAUUCGGCCAUCUACAGCACUCGCACGAUGUCUGGUACCUGCCACCAGCCAUCCGGCACCGGCCUCCAUCAGCUUCGCUCAGGCAUCCCGGUCGCUUCCGGCCUGGAUCCCGACCCACAGGACACUGAGCACGAAGGUUGCCGAGGAAGGGUACCACUCGAUAAUACGCGACCAGGAGAAGGCGGUUGGAGCGAGCGAUAAGCACGAAUUUCAGGCGGAAACGCGCAUGCUGCUCGACAUCGUAGCGCGGUCACUGUACUCCGACAAGGAAGUGUUUGUCCGCGAGCUCGUGUCGAACGCAAGCGAUGCGUUGGAAAAGUUCCGCUUUCUCAUCCAAGCAUCCACGGACGGAGCGAGCGGUGACUUUGCGGAAGCGGAUCGUGCGCUCGAGAUACACAUUGGCACGAACAAGCAGGAUCGUCAGCUGACGAUCCAGGACACCGGUAUCGGUAUGACGCGUGAAGAGCUGGUGGCCAAUCUGGGCACGAUUGCGCGGUCCGGUUCGAAGCACUUUAUCGAGCAGCUAAAGGAGAGUGGCCGUGGUACGCAGGAAAACGUGCAGAACAUUAUUGGCCAGUUCGGUGUUGGGUUCUACUCGGCGUUCAUGGUAGCGGACCGGGUGGACGUGUACACCCGCUCGUCUCGUGCCGGUGCUCCUGGCCUAAAGUGGUCCUCGGAUGGAUCGGGCACGUUCGAGAUUCAGGAGGCAGAAAAUGUCGCUAUCGGUACGAAGAUUGUGAUCCACUUGAAGGCGGACUGUCGUGAGUUUUCGGACGAGGACCGCAUUCGGGAGGUAAUCCGGCGGUACAGCAACUUUGUCGGCAGUCCCAUCUUCCUGAACGGCAAACAGGCCAACCAAAUACAACCGAUUUGGCUGAUGGAACCGAAGCAAGUGACUGCCGAGCAGCACAACGAGUUCUACCGGUUCGUGGGCAACACGUUCGACACGCCGCGGUUCACGCUCCACUACAAGACGGACGUGCCGCUGAGCAUUCGGGCGCUGCUGUACUUCCCCGAAGGCAAGCCGGGCCUGUUCGAGAUGUCGCGCGAUGCGGACGGCGGUGUGGCGUUGUACACGCGCAAGGUACUCAUCCAAUCGAAGACGGAAAAUCUGCUGCCGAAGUGGCUGCGCUUCCUGAAGGGCGUCGUCGACUCGGAGGACAUUCCGCUCAAUCUGAGCCGCGAACUGUUGCAGAACAGUGCGCUGAUUCGGAAGCUCCGAACGGCGCUUACCAAUCGCACGCUUCGCUUCCUGCACGACCGAUCGCAAAAGGAGCCGGAAAGCUACGACAAGUUCUACAAAGAUUACGGCCUAUUCCUGAAGGAGGGCAUCGUGACCAGCCAGGAGCAGCAGGAAAAGGAAGAGAUCGCCAAGCUGUUACGCUUCGAGACGAGCAAGGAGCCCGACCGCACGGUAUCGCUGCCCGAGUACUGUCAGCGGCAAGCCGAAGGUCAGAAAGAUAUCUACUAUCUGGCCGCACCGAAUCGCACGCUGGCCGAAGCGUCCCCGUACUAUGAGUCGCUGAAGAAGCGUGGCAUUGAGGUGCUGUUCUGCUACGAAGCGUACGACGAGCUGGUUCUCAUGCAGCUGGGCAUGUACCUCGGCAAAAACCUUGUCUCGGUGGAGAAGGAAAUGCGCCGUUCGGAUCCUGCGUCCGACAGUCCCGAUGCGGACGGACUGAUCGAGGGUUCGCUGCUGAAAACACAAAUCGAUGAACUGCUACCCUGGCUGAAGCAAAGGCUAACCGGCAAGGUUUCGAACGUGAAGACGACCGGCAAACUCGACACCCAUCCGUGCGUGGUGACGGUGGAGGAAAUGGCCGCCGCCCGCCACUUUAUCAAAACGCAGAGCCACAACAUUAGCGAGGAGAAUCGCUACGCACUGUUGCAGCCGCAGUUUGAAAUUAAUCCAAAACAUCCCAUCAUCAAGAAGCUGCACAAGCUUACGACCAGCGAUCCCGAGCUGGCGGAACUGUUGGCGAAACAGCUGUUCUCGAAUGCGAUGGUCGGGGCCGGUCUCGUGGACGAUCCACGCAUGCUCCUGACGAGCAUGAACGAUCUGCUGCAGAAGGUACUUGAUAAGCAUUAGCUCAAUCCUCCUUCCUUCCGCUCUUAAGCUAGGUAAUAUGUUUUCUGUUUAAAAUAAAAGCUCUAAUCUAGGGAUGUUAAAUAAUUGCGGGCUGAAACGAG